GUGGUAUAUAAACACGCGUGGGAUGCCUGGUCGGCAGUCUUAUUCGCACAGCAUUAGCGGCAGCAGGCAGAAGCAGCAGAUAUGAAGGUCACACUAGCGAUAGCCGCGGCGGCCUUGUUCGUCGUCAUGGCAACCACAGUGGACGCCGCAUCGGGGUGUACUCCAGGAGCCAAGAAGAAGGAAGACUGCAACACUUGUACGUGCACUGCAACAGGCGUCUGGGCCUGCACGCGCAGGGGAUGUAUUACGAAGAGAGAGGCAGAGGAGUCGCCCAUCGUGAAACGGGAAGCCCAGAGCUGUACACCCAACUCGACCUUCAAGAAGGACUGCAACACGUGCACGUGCAACAGCAGUGGAACGUCCGCCAUCUGCACCCAGCUGGGAUGUCUCAGCCGCGGCCGUAGACAGGUGAACUGCACUCCAGGAACGACCUUCAAGGACAAGUGUAACACCUGCCGCUGCAGUUCCAAUGGCAGGAGCGCCGCCUGCACCUUGAAAGCGUGUCCCCCUGGCUCGUAUCGGCAGCAGGCAGAAGCAGAAGCAGCAGCAGCAGAUAUGAAGGUCACACUAGCGAUAGCAGCGGCGGCCUUGUUCGUCGUCAUGGCAACCACAGUGGACGCCGCAUCGGAGUGUACUCCAGGAGCCAAGAAGAAGGAAGACUGCAACACUUGUACGUGCACUGCAACAGGCGUCUGGGCCUGCACGCGCAGGGGAUGUAUUACGAAGAGAGAGGCAGAGGAGUCGCCCAUCGUGAAACGGGAAGCCCAGAGCUGUACACCCAACUCGACCUUCAAGAAGGACUGCAACACGUGCACGUGCAACAGCAGUGGAACGUCCGCCAUCUGCACCCAGCUGGGAUGUCUCAGCCGCGGCCGUAGACAGGUGAAUUGCACUCCUGGAACGACCUUCAAGGACAAGUGUAACACCUGCCGCUGCAGUUCCAAUGGCAGGAGCGCCGCCUGCACCUUGAAAGCGUGUCCCCCUGGUUCGUAUUAACCAGCGUUCCUUCGUGAAGGUGACUGAUUGUCCGAGAAGUUCUCUGCGGUUAAAUGGAAAUAACGCCAUUUCUGUGAUGCAGAAUCUCUGCAGCGAAUUAUUUUCAUCUAUUUCCAAUUUGUCUUUUGUAAUUUUCUUAUCGU
This is a messenger RNA of Schistocerca serialis cubense, 1139 nucleotides long. Its product is annotated as laminin subunit alpha-5-like. Lineage: Eukaryota; Metazoa; Arthropoda; Insecta; Orthoptera; Acrididae. The record is from RefSeq and is a predicted model, not a curated record. The coding region runs from base 82 to 996 and encodes 304 amino acids. The transcript is spliced from 9 exons. Gene Ontology annotation, molecular function: peptidase inhibitor activity.